This is a messenger RNA of Rosa rugosa (rugosa rose), 467 nucleotides long. RefSeq lists its product as uncharacterized. Lineage: Eukaryota; Viridiplantae; Streptophyta; Magnoliopsida; Rosales; Rosaceae. Bases 83 to 403 code for a protein of 106 amino acids. The transcript is spliced from 3 exons. The record is from RefSeq and is a predicted model, not a curated record.
AAGUUUGUUAAUUGAAUGGAUAGAGUAUUGUUCUGCCGCAGUUUCUAGGUAUAUCUUGAGUCAUUGAUUACCAGAUUUCACCAUGGGGGGAGCUUGUUCUAGGAAGAGAAACCAUCGAGAUGAUGAAGAUAAUUUUCCUAGAGGGAUUCCCAGAAGAUAUUCAAAAAGUGGGAGUUCAAAGUGCUUGGCAACCGCCUUCUCUCGACCUGCUACAGAUAUUCAACAUGAAAAAGGGCAAUGCCCAUCCCUCAUGGACUUCUACGUACGGCAAAUAUGUGAGUGUGCAAGUGCCAAGGAACUGCUAAAGCACUGCUUUAUUAGGACUGCUAGGAAGAGUCCAAGACUUCUUGAGAGAAUAAGGAUUUUUGGGUGUGAGAACUCUAGCUGGAGAACAAGAGGAUGAUGGACAGUUCUAUUAGAGAAACAGAGAGGACAAACCUUUUGAGGGCAUGAGAAGAACUGGUUUG